AUGUUUGGCCUCUUCGAGUAUACCGGUGCACACUACUCCCUACAGAUUAAUCCCGCUUCUGAUGUUGCAAAUGUGGCGCAUCUCGACUAUUUUCACUUCAUUGGACGCGUCAUUGGAAUGGCUCUAUUUCAUGGUCGGUGUAUUGACGGUGGCUUUACUCUGGCCUUCUACAAGCGUAUCCUCGAUCGAAAAGCCUGUCUACAAGAUCUCGAAUUGGUUGAUCACGACUUUUACCAAUCCCUUGCUUUCAUUCGAGAUAAUGAUGUGGACGAACUGGACUUGGAAUUGUACUUCAGCGGCAACUACUACAAGUUCGAUUCGUUGCAGGAAGAAGAGUUGAAACCAGGAGGCAGGGAGAUUAAAGUCACCGAGGCUAACAAGAUGGAAUAUCUGAAACUGUCUCAAGAGAAUGAACAAGAAGGGGAGAAGGAAGACAUAGGAGGAGACGGUGAAGAAGAGGAUGAACGACGUUUUGUCGUCAUCGUCAUCACCAUCAUCAAUGACGUGAAUCAUGACCCAAGACUGCUCCUCUUUUCAAGUCUUCUCCUGCUGCUUGAAUCGGUUGUGAUGCAGAGAUUUUAA
Molecule: messenger RNA, 582 nt
Organism: Echinococcus granulosus
Lineage: Eukaryota; Metazoa; Platyhelminthes; Cestoda; Cyclophyllidea; Taeniidae
Product: E3 ubiquitin-protein ligase Itchy
Exons: 5
Coding region: 1-582 (193 amino acids)
Molecular function (GO): ubiquitin-protein transferase activity
Source: RefSeq, a predicted model, not a curated record